ACACCCUGCGGACCAGCACACGCUAGCCUAGCCAAGCAAGACCCGAGCAAGCCACACUCUCCAGCACCAGCAGCGGCCGGCGGCAAGCACAGCGACCAAAAUGGCCACCAUCAGCGCCGCCGCGGCGACCACCGUCGUCGCCCGUGCCGCGAUCGCCAGGCCGCAGGCCCUAGGUCUGCCCCAGCUGAGGACGAGGGGCGAGAGGGUGAGGUGCAGCUACUCCAAGGAGGCGACCCCUGCCGCCGCCGCCCGUGGCGCCGGCGCGUCCCUGCUCGCCGCGGCGGGCGCGGUGACCGCGUCCGCGGGGCCGGCGCUCGCUCUGGUCGACGAGCGGAUGUCGACGGAGGGCACCGGGCUCAGCCUGGGGCUGAGCAACAACCUGCUGGGGUGGAUCCUCCUGGGCGUCUUCGGCCUCAUCUGGUCGCUCUACACCGUCUACACCUCCGGCCUCGACGAGGACGAGGAGUCCGGCGGCCUCUCGCUCUAAGCUGCGUACACAUUAGCUUCCCCCCGUCGCCUCAUGUAAUCCGCUCACGAGCAUCGCCAUGAUCGGUGUAAUGUAAUUCCAGACAUGGAUAUUUGUAUCUAAGCGUUUCCAUUCUGAGAGAUGUUUCGCCGUCA
Hordeum vulgare subsp. vulgare (domesticated barley) is the source of this 621-nucleotide messenger RNA. RefSeq names its product photosystem II reaction center W protein, chloroplastic-like. The transcript has 2 exons. Gene Ontology annotation, biological process: photosynthesis. The record is from RefSeq and is a predicted model, not a curated record. Bases 101 to 487 code for a protein of 128 amino acids. NCBI's taxonomy places the organism in Eukaryota, Viridiplantae, Streptophyta, Magnoliopsida, Poales, Poaceae. Gene Ontology annotation, cellular component: photosystem II; chloroplast.